Molecule: messenger RNA, 753 nt
Organism: Setaria italica (foxtail millet)
Lineage: Eukaryota; Viridiplantae; Streptophyta; Magnoliopsida; Poales; Poaceae
Product: 30S ribosomal protein S17
Exons: 2
Coding region: 149-463 (104 amino acids)
Biological process (GO): translation
Cellular component (GO): ribosome
Molecular function (GO): structural constituent of ribosome
Source: RefSeq, a predicted model, not a curated record
GCGUUCCCAAUCCGACGGCCUCCAUUCCCCACUCGCAAACCCCCGUCCAUUUCACCUCCGCCGAGUAGGGUUUCCCCGCCGCCGCCGCCGCCCGCUGCAGUUCCCCGUCCGUGCACUUAUCCGGCGUUGAUCUCGCUCAGGAGCGGAUAUGAAGCCCGUGGUGGGCGUUGUGGUGUCGAACAAGAUGCAGAAGUCGGUGGUGGUGGCGGUGGACCACCUCUUCCACCACAAGAUGUACAACCGCUACGUCAAGCGCACCUCCAAGUUCAUGGCGCACGACGAAGAAGACGCCUGCAACAUCGGCGACCGGGUUAGGCUGGAUCCUUCUAGGCCCUUGAGCAGACAUAAGCACUGGGUUGUUGCUGAAAUUCUUCGCAGAGCUAAGAUGUAUGUUCCGCCAUCUGCAACGGCAUCCAGUGAAAAUGAUACCAAGGCUAGACAGGCUGGCGUUGCUACCAAAUGAUCCCGCCUUUAGUUCCUUGGAGACAAAGACACAGUUGCCAUUUUUUGUUAAUUGAAUGUGCAUGAGAUGUUUAAUCCGUGGAAGAAACCAUCAUUUUUGCUGGACACGGUUUGUUCUUCUGUAGCACCCUUUGUUGGAUGGCAGCCAAUGGGGAUGUAAUUACCAGAAUCAACUUUCGAGAUCCAAUGUUUUUUUUUUGGCAUUUGCAUGUUACUGAAAUGGGCAAGAACAGAAGGUUCCUCUGUUUUUGGCACAUGCGUAUAUGGUUGGCAGUCUUGUCUUUAUGGUUC